GCCUUCGUCUUAUCAGUGUUGAUAGUCGAAAGAUUAAAAUUUAUUUUUUCCGAGGUCGUCCUCCACUUAUUUUUAGUGUUAUCCAGUAGUGGUCACUACAAUAAGAACCUGUAUUUAUAACAAUGUCAAUCUCCACUAGUGUACGAUACGUGGCUCAUAAUCUCUACAGUAGCUGGCACUACAUGCUGAUUCCACGCAAUAUUCAUCUUUCGCGAUAUCUUUUACACGGUGAAUAUGAAUGGCAAGACCCGAAAAGUGAGGAUGAGGUAGUGAAUGUAACGUACAUCGACAAGGAUGGUAAACGGAUGCCGGUUCGUGGAAAAGUAGGUGAUAACGCACUGUAUCUGGCCCAUCGAUACGGCGUGGAGAUGGAAGGUGCCUGCGAAGCGUCCCUGGCCUGUACGACCUGUCACGUGUACGUGCUAGGCGGUUACGUGGAUAGGCUGCCUCCGUCGGAGGAAAAGGAGGACGACCUUCUGGACAUGGCACCGUUUCUGAAGGAGAAUUCCCGACUGGGUUGUCAGAUCGUUCUAACAAAGGAGCUGGAAGGCAUAGAAAUGCAGCUGCCGCAAGCGACGAGAAAUUUCUACGUCGACGGACACAAGCCAAAACCACACUAGUCAGGCGCAGAAGGGAAGGGAUUGACUUGGAGAACAGAGAACGAAAAACGCUGCUGAAAUGUGUAGAUAAUAUCAUAUUAUGUAGUUAUUGUUGAUGCAAGUGUUUUGUUUAACACGGUACCCGCGAAAUAA
Molecule: messenger RNA, 752 nt
Organism: Ochlerotatus camptorhynchus
Lineage: Eukaryota; Metazoa; Arthropoda; Insecta; Diptera; Culicidae
Gene: Fdx1
Product: Ferredoxin 1
Exons: 3
Coding region: 123-620 (165 amino acids)
Biological process (GO): positive regulation of oxidoreductase activity; P450-containing electron transport chain
Cellular component (GO): mitochondrion
Molecular function (GO): 2 iron, 2 sulfur cluster binding
Source: RefSeq, a predicted model, not a curated record